ACUGAAAAUUCUUAUGAUCUUAUCUCCCUGCAGAGUGCAGGCAGCAUCAAAGCAAAUCCAAUGGUUAAUAGUUUCAAGAGAAGCUUAGAGAAAUGGAGGGGUUGGACUUGAACACGCACACUGCACACACACCCACCUGAAGAUUAUUGUUUCUUCUCCUCCACCUCCUCCUCCUCCUCCACCUCCUCCAUAUGGCUGCAACGGCUGCUUAUCCUGCAACAGCCUUCACCCCUGCAAGAAUACUUCUUAAAAUCUCACCGAGACACCUUCCGCCACUCAUCUCUCCCCACCAACUUCGUUUCAAGUCCAAGCCUUCCUCAACCUUUCAAUCUUCCAAUGCACUCCCUCGUUUUUUUCAUCUGAGUCCUCUAAUACCAAUUUCUCCUUCCGGUUUCUCUGCCUCAGCGGCAGCAACGGCAACGACUUCAAAUGGAGAUCCUUUUGCGGUGGAUAAUGAAAAGUUUCUUCUUUCGUCCGACGCCGAACCACAGAGAUCCUUCGGAGUUCUUUUCUCGGUUGUAGUAUGGAUUUUUCUCUCCCUUGUUUCGCUCCUGGCAUGUGGCGCUGCUCGUGCUGCUACUGAUUCCAUGAGAGCAUCGGGCUUUGGUUUGAAAAUUGCAAGCGCUCUUCGGAGCUCGGGAUGGCCUGACCAGGCUGUUGUUUUCGCUCUCGCUAUGCUUCCAGUAAUUGAGCUUCGGGGGGCUAUUCCGGUUGGUUACUGGAUGCAACUCAAGCCUACGCUCCUAACCGUCUUAUCUAUUCUUGGGAAUAUGGUUCCCGUUCCUUUCAUUGUACUCUAUCUGAAGAGGUUUGCGUCUUUUAUUGCUCGAAAGAACAAUUCGGCAUCGCGUUUCUUGGACCUGCUGUUUGAGAGGGCUAGGGAGAAGGCCGGGCCGGUAGAAGAAUUCCAGUGGAUUGGUCUAAUGUUGUUUGUGGCUGUGCCGUUCCCUGGAACUGGAGCCUGGACAGGAGCUAUUAUAGCUUCCGUUCUUGAUAUGCCCUUUUGGUCUGCUUUCUCUGCGAAUCUUUGUGGAGUAGUUUUGGCUGGGCUUCUAGUAAACUUGCUUGUUAACCUUGGUCUCAAGUAUGCUAUUGCAACUGGUGUCAUCCUCUUUUUUGUUUCUACAUUCAUGUGGAGUAUCCUGAGGAGCUUUAAGAAGUAUCUAAGGUCCACUAACUGAAUUGACACUUUGAGAAGAUGUAUGAAUGCAAUUUUUCCCCUGAUUCUAACAAAGUCUCUAGAUUUACAAACUAUGUGGUGUGUGUGAAUUCGAAUGGAUAGCUUUGGUUUUGAACAUGAUUUUAGUUCUUGCAGCUGUUGAUAAAAACCAAUUAUGCUUGUCUUACAGUUUCCAUAGAUCUAGACCAGUGUUAGACCACUGUUUCUUUUAUUUAAUUAGGGAAGGCAGAAAAGAAAAACAGAACAAUACACCUUCACUCACUAUAAUACAUUUAACAUAUAAAAGAAUAACCAACCCACAGUACAAAGAAUUUCUGAGGACCCUGUCUUUAGCUAAGAUUUGUGGUCUACAGAAGCACCUUGUAACUGGGCCUGAGAAAACAUAGAUAAUCAUACCAAAACCGUCUCUAGGCAUUCUUCCUGUGCCGGUGAGGAUCUGGAUUUCCCAACUAUCAACCACUAAUUUUAGGCUUUAUGAAACGAGAAUCUUUUCUUGUCUUCUUUUUCCUCCCUUUUGAUAAUUUCAUGAUAGAGAAAUCCAAUCUUUCGACAGUUUGAGAUAGGAAAAUAAGAUAGGGUGUCUUCUCUGGAUGUAUUCACCAUGCCAUUUUUUGUUUACAUAAGCACUCUGUAUAUUUUUGGCACAUAUAUGCAUAUUUGUUGCAGGAAUGAAAGUUUAUUGGAUCACUUUUAGGGAGAAAAAAUAGAUAUUCCUGGGAUUUCAUGUAUAAGCUUGUAUUGUGUUCUGUCACUGUUUGUGGUUUUUUAAUCAUGUUUACAUGUAAUGUAGCAGUAAAGGGGCCAGUGCUUGAUACACUGGUAAAAUUUCACAUUGACAAGCAUGGAGAAGCAGAUUUGAAUCUAAUAGCAGCCACUUCGGCAAAAAAUGCCAAGGAUUUGGUCCUUAUCUGGUCGACCCCUCCUAAGACCCCAGAUAGCUAGAACAAAAGUGGAAUUUAAAACCUGAGUUCUAAUUUACUAAAUGAUAUCACGAAAGUCUGUCUAUGGGCUCAAAUCUUGAAUUUCCUAGUCUUUAUUGGGGACCUACUCACUGCUGCUCUGCUCCUGGAUGGGUCUUUUCAGAGGCCGCUUUGACAUGGGAUCAUCAUCAUCAUCCAUGCCUUAUCCCAAGUUCCCAACUAUAUGGAGUCGGCUACAUGAAUCCUGUUUUUCCAUACAGGGGAUGGGACAAGUUUUAUUUUGUUUAUUUAUUUUUUUAACACGAAACUACAAAAUUUAUUCAGAUGUAAAUGCAGUGCCCAUAAUUUAAUAAUGAACAUGGCACUGAAUAGAGUGAAAUGAUGGAAUAUACAUCAUACAUGCAGCUGACCCAGAAGGUUGGAAUAAGGCUUUAUUGAGUUCAGUUGAAUUUAGUUUAGUACAUGGAAAGGUGGGAGGGAUUACUAUUACUUGGUUUAUGCAUUUUGUAAUGUUUUGAACUGGUUUGUUUUUGAAGAAUUUUGCUAUUCUUACUUUUGGAAUA
Molecule: messenger RNA, 2663 nt
Organism: Nelumbo nucifera (sacred lotus)
Lineage: Eukaryota; Viridiplantae; Streptophyta; Magnoliopsida; Proteales; Nelumbonaceae
Product: small multi-drug export protein
Cellular component (GO): chloroplast
Source: RefSeq, a predicted model, not a curated record